Osmerus eperlanus (European smelt) is the source of this 1678-nucleotide messenger RNA. Its product is annotated as T-cell surface protein tactile. The transcript has 5 exons. The coding region runs from base 31 to 1275 and encodes 414 amino acids. Gene Ontology annotation, biological process: inflammatory response; cell-matrix adhesion. The record is from RefSeq and is a predicted model, not a curated record. Lineage: Eukaryota; Metazoa; Chordata; Actinopteri; Osmeriformes; Osmeridae.
GCUCAGCAGUUGAGUGCAGGAAGCUCAGACAUGUCUGCCACUGUGACUGUGACCGCCGUCUCUCUGUUCCUCUUCGCCUCCAUCCAAGGGUUCGCAACUGAUCCAGUUGUGCUGACAACAGCACUGGUGGGUGAGAAUGUCACUCUGCACUGCAUCCUAGACAACCAUAGACUUAACAUCUCCCAGAUUGAGUGGACUAAAACAGAAGAAUUUACAGAGCAAAAGAUAAUCAUUUACAACCCCAAUUACGGAGCCCAUUCGUUUUGGGACAACGUGACGGUGGAGGCAGUAGUGGAUCAGGGUCAGAGGCUGAGGGGAGCACAUCUGCACCUCUCAGGAGUCCAGAUAGAGAACAGUGGGCUUUACAACUGUGACCUCAGCACAUACCCAAGCGGCUCCAUGAGGAUGUCUAACAAGCUGGAGAUCAGAGGACCAACCCUUGAGACCCCUCUCUCAAACAGUACAACAGACGAACUCUGGAGCCGAAAUGGGAGCCUGACAGAAUCAAGCCACACCACCAGCCUUCCCAGUCACACAAAGACCAGAAGUUACACUGACACCAAUACCAAUGUGAGCUGGACCUCUGGUCUCCACACCAACCUCACAAAUCCCACAACCGAACUGUCUGACGUCACCACUGCAGCAAUGAACCACAGCCUCUCUCUGGAUGACAUCACUUCCUCUUCUGAAGAACCAGACAUGCCCACCACCACGCUCCCGGUCACCCAAACAGUCCUGGACCAGUCAGUCAACUCCUCUGAUGACCUGUCAAUCAAGACUGGCGAGGCAACGCAGGGGUCAACGUUCAGUUACCCCACCCACGGUCCAACCACAGCGCCGCCUCCGGUCCAAUCAGAGUCCACCUAUCCAUCCACAAACCAAUCAGACACCUCUCUGUGGAAUAUGAGUCUGUGGAGCACAGUAGGUUAUACAGGGCAUGGAUCCACCCCACAGACCUCCAGCCAGGCUGACGAGGAAAGGCCUCUAUCACCCUCUGUCUUCCCAGAGGAAAACACCCAAACAGCAGCUUCCACUCAGAGCAGUGACCCUAACACCAUAGGUGUCAUCAAAGACGAUGCGUCUGAUGGUCCUCAAAGGUAUGCAGCGUUGGUCAUCCUGCCUAUCAUCGCCCUCGUCAUCCUGCUUGGAAUUCUCUACAGAAGAUACCAAGUCCAGAAAAUGAUGGACCUACCUCCUCCUUUCAAGCCCCCUCCCCCCCCCCUGAAGUAUUCAUCUGUGAGGAGUGAGAUCCCAAUGACUGACAUCCUCACCUGAAGAGGGAGCUUGACUGGCAAUAUGGAUCAUUUUCUUCACUUUUACUCUCUCUCACUCACGCUCUCUCUCUUGCUUUCUCUCUCUCUCACCUGUAUUCCAGUUCUCAUGUACCAUCUUUAAAGAAUAUUGAACCUUCAUUAAUUUCAUGUUCAAAUACUUAUUUUUUACAUGUUACCCAUUGACGUAUGUUUUAUAAUGUAUAUUGCUUUGCACCAAUUUAUGUCAACGUUGAAUACACAGGUUUAACUUUUACUUCAUUAAUUUGCAUUCAAACAUAAACCUGAACAAAUAACAUAUUAAAUUAAACAAAUCUGUUUAUAAAUAUAUAUUUAUAUAUAUUUAACAAACUCUAAAGUAUCUGUACCUUUUAACAAUUUGUAAACAUUUAUAAUAAAUAAAUGCA